GGAGCAAGAAGAACAUAAACGAUUGGUUGAUGGCGUCAUUGGUUAUUGUUGGAGAGAGUGAAGAGGUAUCAUUCACAAAACCACUUGGAAGGUUGUCUGUGUUUUACUAUGGAGUUGGGCAUAUGCUCAAUGACAUUACUGCUUCUUGUUGGUUCACUUACCUUCUCCUGUUCUUGACUCAGAUUGGUCUCUCCCCAAGGGAUGCUGCCAUCGUCAUGCUCUCUGGUCAAGUUGCUGAUGGUUUUGCUACUGUCUUCGUUGGUGAAUCGAUUGAUAGAUUUGGGCAUUUCAAAAUCUGGCACGCCGCAGGGUCCCUAUUAGUGGCUAUCUCAUUUUCAUCGGUUUUUGGCGGGUGUUUGCCUUGUACUAUCCUCCAUAGUAACUCUUUAACGCUAGAAACAUUAUCGUACAGCAUGUUUGCAGCUAUCUUCAAUAUAGGAUGGGCAGCUACUCAGGUUUCCCACAUGGCUAUGGUCAAUUACAUUACACUGAACUCAACAAGCAGAGUAGCACUAACAAGCUCUCGUAAUGCGUUUAGCAUGGUUGCUAAUUUAGCCUUAUACGCGAUUGCUUUAGUUGUAUUUGGUGUCAGCAAGGCUGAUACAAAAGAAAACACUGAAUCACAGUAUCGUUGGAUUGCUUAUUCAUGCAUUACCGUUGGCUGCUGCUUUGUGGUCGUAUUUCUUAUGGGGACAAAAGAACCACGGCUGCGUAUAACUCUAAGGGAAACUAACCGAGCAAGAAUACCAUGGGCCUAUUGGUUCCGUAAAAUUCUAUAUUAUCAAGUCGCUAUGGUUUAUCUCCUCACACGACUAGUCUUGAAUGUUUCCCAGGCAUAUCUUGCAUUCUUUGUUAUUGAUGACUUGCAAAUGGCUCAAUCCGCUAAAGCUCUGAUUCCUGCAAUAAUCUAUAUCUGCAGCUUCGUUGUGUCGGUUAUGCUUCAGGAGAUUCCUUGGAAUGGGAAAGGCCUAAAGGCCUAUUAUUGUGCUGGUGGUAUCAUUUGGAUGUUCUGCGGUGUAUCUGUCCUCUUUUUGCCAAGAAGCAUUAACUCUUUCAUGUAUGCGAUCUCUGUCUUAAUCGGCAUAGCAAAUGCAUUGAUUCUGGUGACUGCAAUUAGUAUGCAGAGUGUGUUGGUUGGUUCAGAACUCGGUGGAUGUGCUUUCGUUUGUGGGUCUUUAAGUUUCUUAGAUAAAAUGUCAUGUGGCAUUGCUUUAUAUGUUCUUCAGUCACACAAAAACGGGACUUCACCCGAAGAUGUCGUAACCAGCACACAUAGUUUUGACUUUUCGGUGACAAGAUAUGGAUUAGGACUUGUCCCAGCUGUAUGCUCUUUUAUUGGAGUCGUUGUCACGUAUUUUAUGGAACUUGAUGGCACAAUACUAAAGCCUCUUUGCCAACCGUUGCUACUAGAAUAAACAGAAAGGAAUCAAAUCUGUAACAUUUCUGGUGACGUAGCACGAGAUAAUUAAAAUAAUAAACUCUGUUUCAGUUAUAGUCUUUUUAUAAAUCCUUGUUGUUUUCUUCAUAGUUAGUCAGCUUAUGGAUUUGGAUUGAGUCGUAUGACUUAAGGAGAAGAUCGUCUGGGUUAUGUCAGCGAUUUCUCAGAUUCAAAUCCAAGAGUAAUCGCUGCUUCAUUAUAAUCAAAUAGUACUAUUCAAUAUUA
Messenger RNA from Brassica rapa (field mustard), 1663 nucleotides. RefSeq names its product major facilitator superfamily domain-containing protein 12. The record is from RefSeq and is a predicted model, not a curated record. Gene Ontology annotation, molecular function: symporter activity. Gene Ontology annotation, cellular component: plasma membrane. Gene Ontology annotation, biological process: carbohydrate transport. Lineage: Eukaryota; Viridiplantae; Streptophyta; Magnoliopsida; Brassicales; Brassicaceae.